GCUUUCUUCACUCUCCCUGUCAUCCUCGAGCUGGUGACCUUGGUCCUUGUAGGACCUUCCUCGAGCAACUGCUGGCAAAGCCCCGACACAAGCAUGACUUUAUGAUCGUGGUGGAGCUCCCUAUACCUUCUAUAUCAUCUCUCCGCUUACGCCCGAAUACAUCAGACAACUAUACUCCGUAUCUUACGCUCAAUUGAACCAUCACACCAGCCUCCUUCAACUAAUUGAACUUCACGAUGGCCUCCACUCCAGACAACACACCUCCCACCUUGGUGCGCUGGUACAUGGACACGCGCCCCCUCACUACGCACACCUCCACGUUACCCCUCCUCUCCACCCUCCAGCCCACCGAGCAAGAAGCCAUACAGAAAUUCUACCACCUCAAAGACAAGCACAUGUCCCUGGCCUCCAACCUCCUCAAAUACCUCUUCAUCCACCGCACAUGCCACAUCCCCUGGAACCAAAUCAGCAUUAGCCGGACGCCCGCCCCGCAUAAACGGCCGUGCUUCAUCCCGUCCCCGGCCCUCCUCUCGACCCUCUCCGCGCCCAUCCCAACCGUCGAAUUCAACGUCAGCCACCAAAACUCCCUCGUCGCCCUAGCCGGCACCACCAUCCCAACCCCCGCCUCCCAAUUCACCACCACCGCAGCAACCACCGCGCCCCCAGACCCCACCACCAACCCCCACCCCACGAUCCCCCAAGUCGGCAUCGACAUCACCUGCGUCAACGAACGCCACGGCAAACGCGGCCCAGAGCCACGCACCCGCGCCUCCUUCCUCGAAUACGCCACCAUCUUCUCCGAGGUCUUCUCCGCGCGCGAACUCUCGCUCAUCCAAUCCCUCACCCACCCCAGCGGGAAAUACCCACUCACCUCCCUCGAGGGCGUCGAAUACAGCUACCGCGUCUUCUUCACCUAUUGGGCCCUGAAAGAAGCCUAUAUCAAGAUGACCGGGGAGGCGCUGCUCGCGCCGUGGUUGCGCGAGCUGGAAUUCACGGACGUUAUUGCGCCGGAUGCGGGUGAGAAUGCGUAUCGGGGUGUCAAGACAUCAUUGUACGGGACGGAGGUGCAGGAUGUCCGGCUGGAGGUGGUGGCGUUUGAGGAGGAUUAUUUGGUUGCUACGGCUGCCAGGGGAGGGAAGAUUGGGGCGGCGAGGGCGGGGGAUGGUUGUGACGGGGAGAAGGGGGAUGUCUGGGAGGGGUUGGUGAGGAUUGAUAUUGAGGAGGAUGUGAGGCCUUGUGCGAUGGGGGAGUGUCGGUGUUUGGUCUAG
Messenger RNA from Aspergillus ibericus CBS 121593, 1268 nucleotides. RefSeq names its product 4'-phosphopantetheinyl transferase family protein. The transcript has a single exon. Gene Ontology annotation, cellular component: cytosol. The record is from RefSeq and is a predicted model, not a curated record. Bases 237 to 1268 code for a protein of 343 amino acids. NCBI's taxonomy places the organism in Eukaryota, Fungi, Ascomycota, Eurotiomycetes, Eurotiales, Aspergillaceae. Gene Ontology annotation, molecular function: magnesium ion binding; holo-[acyl-carrier-protein] synthase activity.